Messenger RNA from Rhodofomes roseus, 2019 nucleotides. Its product is annotated as L-methionine transporter. Gene Ontology annotation, biological process: amino acid transmembrane transport. The record is from RefSeq and is a predicted model, not a curated record. Gene Ontology annotation, molecular function: L-amino acid transmembrane transporter activity. The coding region runs from base 176 to 1933 and encodes 585 amino acids. The transcript is spliced from 14 exons. NCBI's taxonomy places the organism in Eukaryota, Fungi, Basidiomycota, Agaricomycetes, Polyporales, Fomitopsidaceae. Gene Ontology annotation, cellular component: membrane.
GUUCGGGCAACUGAGACGAAACGGAACACAAACUGUCUAUGGUGCAGCUAGCCUCGUUGUAGUUGAUCUUCGUCCACUCCCCUCCACCGCACAUCCCUCGCUGUAGAUUAUAGGCCCACGAACUUGCCACGACUGCGGCACUGCAUUCGCCGAAGUGCUGACCUCGUCCGAUUCUAUGAACCCGUCGUCCCCCACGCCUCUGUUCGAUGCCCUGAAAUCCCCAUCCAGUCCGCACAUCUCCAGCUCAAGCUAUAAGCUGGCAGGGCGCUCGCCAAGAGCCUCGCAAGACUCAGACGACUCCUUGCGAGAGCUCGAGUACUCCGAAGGUCCAUUACUUGCAGACGGACCGAUCUCCUCGCGCGCACGGUCGUACUCCAUUAGCGGGUUCGACUUCCAAGCCGACCUUUUACCACUCACAGCGAGUCUCAGUGAACCUGAUACGCAUCGUGGAGAGUCGCAUCCCAAAAAUCUCAGUUUAGCGAGUGGCAUUGCACUCAUCGUUGGGCUGCAAAUUGGCUCCGGCAUCUUCUCGUCACCCGGUGUAGUGGUCGCGAAUACGCAUAGUGUCGGUGCAAGUCUUGUUGUAUGGCUAGCCGCGGGUCUUCUGGGAUGGACUGGAGCAAGCAGCUUUGCGGAGCUUGGGUCGUCGAUACCGGUGAACGGAGGUGCGCAGGCAUAUCUCCAAUACGCAUACGGCCCUCUCGUCGCAUACCUAUUCGCGUGGACAGCAAUCAUUGCACUGAGACCAGGAGGCAAUGCUGUUAUCAGCCUCAUCUUCGCCGAAUACAUGAACCGGCUCUUCUUCCACACCGCAAAGGCUGAGGUAUCGCCGGAUGACAUUCCUCAGUGGGCCAUCAAACUCACUGCAGUUGCGGCAGUCCUUGUGGUGUCCGUACUAUGUGUGGCUACACCUAAUCUGGGCCCACGGACAGCUAUAGUGUUCACGACCGUCAAAGUAGCCGCAUUACUCUCUAUCACUAUCCUAGGGAUCAUCCAGUUGGCUAGAGGUCGUGCAUCGACUUCGCUCACCGAACCGCUCUUCGCCGGCUCGAGCACCAGCCCUUCAUCCUAUGCGCUCGCGCUGUACUCCGGUCUCUGGGCAUUUGAUGGCUGGGACCAAGCUAACUAUGUUGGUGGAGAGAUGAAGAACGCUGAGAAGAAUAUACCUCGCGCGAUCCACACGAGUAUGAUUAUCGUCACACUGUUGUUCCUGUUGGCCAACCUGUCUUACUUCGUUGUGCUCGACAAGAACACCGUAGGACGGAGCAACACAGUCGCGCUCGACUUUGGACGAGCAUUAUUCGGUCCCGUGGGAGGCGUCCCAUUCGCAUUGAUGGUGGCUAUCUCUUGCUUCGGUGCCCUGAACGGCGCGUCAUUCACCGCUUCACGCCUUAUCUACGCUGCUGGACGAGAAGGCUACCUACCUGCGAUGUUCGGUCGACUCAAUAAGCGGCUCGGGACACCCGUGAACGCGAUGUGUCUGCAGGUGACACUGACCCUCUUGUUCAUCGUCAUCGGCGGGGGCUUCCGCUCGCUCAUCAACUUCGCGGUCGUGGCCUCAUGGGCGUUCUACUUUAUCACUGUUCUCGGGCUGGUGGUUCUACGGAUUAAAGAACCGAUGCUGGAGCGGCCGUACAAGACGUGGAUCACCACUCCUUUGAUCUUCUGUGCCGUGUGCCUCUUCUUGCUAUGCAUGCCGAUCAUAGCCGCGCCAUUAGAAGCAAUAGCGGUGCUCGGUUUCGUGCUCGUGGGCAUCCCUGUGUACUACAUUACACAGAGGAGUUCAGGGGAAUCUGGGCUCGCAGGGAGCUUCACGAACCUCUUCUCGCGGCUCCGUGGCAGGCCAGCGCCCGGCGCGGGGUGGGAAGCAGUCGCGACCGAGGGAGAUGAGCAAGUCGAGAUGGCGGACGCGUUACGGACGUCUCGCUUAUGAGAUGCGUGCGCAUGUGCAGGGGCCGAUUGCGAGGAUGCUACGUUACUCAGGAGAUCUUGAGAUGGGCAGUCGCGGAGCGAUCGCGC